AUCGUCUUUCAACUCCACUAAACCAUUCCAACCAUGUCUGUACCCGUUGAAGACCUCCCAGUCACCCGCGAGAACGAUGUCUACCCCGGCAUCGACCCUAAGCCCCACUUUGAGGGCCAAACCUACGCUGGCAAGGUUGUCCUCGUGACGGGUGCCUCGCGUGGCAUUGGCUCGGAGAUCGCUCUCUACUACGCCCGUGCUGGUGCAUCUUUGGCUCUCCUGUCCCGUACGCAAGCCGUAUUGGACAAGACCAAGGCACACAUCCUUGAGGCGGCCCCCAAAGCUCAAAUCACCACAUUCGUUGCCGACGUCGUCGACACUCAGGCCAUCAAAGCCGCCGUCGAUGGAACCGUGAAGACGUUCGGCAAGAUCGAUAUCGUCGUCGCUAACGCUGGAAAGGCUGACCCAUGGAAGAAGCCUUUCACCGAGUACGACCCUGACAACUGGUGGAAAACCGUCGAGGUGAACGUUCGUGGUGUCUACAAUGUUGCACACUUCUCUCUCCCUCACCUUGGUGCUACAUCUGGCUACUUCCUCGUCAUCGGGUCCAUUGGCGCUCAGAUGAGGAUGCCCUUCGCCUCGUCCUAUGUUCUUUCCAAGCACGCCGUCAACCGUCUCGUUGAGUACAUCAAGACCGAGAACCCCAACGUCAAGACGUUCUCCCUGAACCCCGGUGCGAUCAAGACCGACAUGGCCGACAACAACCCUGAGGCUGCACCUUGGCUCAUUGAUACCCUGCAGUUGCCCGCUGCCACUGCCCUCAGGGUGACGAGCGGGAAGGAGGACUGGUUGAACGGAAAAUACCUUUCUGCCAACUGGAACCUCGACGAGGUCGAGCAGAAGUGGAAGGAGAAGAUCAUCGCUGAAGACGCUCUCGUCAACCGUCUUCACGUCCCUGUCUAAUGAACUCUGUAUGUGUGUGUAACGUCGUCGAUGCUCUGUAUUUCUUUAUCCGCGGACUUUAUUGCAUACCAAAAGAAAUUAGUGGUUGACUCGUGGCUAAUGCCGAUUGACUGAGACAUCCGUUGUGAAAUGCUAGCGUUUACCGAUGUUUUACGGGUCGAGAUUCC
Molecule: messenger RNA, 1070 nt
Organism: Stereum hirsutum FP-91666 SS1
Lineage: Eukaryota; Fungi; Basidiomycota; Agaricomycetes; Russulales; Stereaceae
Product: NAD-P-binding protein
Exons: 5
Coding region: 34-903 (289 amino acids)
Cellular component (GO): membrane
Source: RefSeq, a predicted model, not a curated record